Mizuhopecten yessoensis (Yesso scallop) is the source of this 2161-nucleotide messenger RNA. RefSeq names its product gibberellin 2-beta-dioxygenase 4-like. Lineage: Eukaryota; Metazoa; Mollusca; Bivalvia; Pectinida; Pectinidae. The transcript is spliced from 2 exons. Bases 94 to 1080 code for a protein of 328 amino acids. Gene Ontology annotation, molecular function: dioxygenase activity. The record is from RefSeq and is a predicted model, not a curated record.
UCCGGGUGUGUAUACAAGCAAGCUGUCAUAAAUAGGUUUUACUUCACUGAUAAACACUCCUGUAUAUAAAGCUGGGCCCAAGUUUCCGCCAACAUGUCUAGUUUCGAACUGCCCGUCAUCGACAUAUCAAAGUCCAAAACGCAUCGAACAGAGCUCGCAGCAGCCGUAGUCCGUGCUCUGGAACAUACUGGAUUCCUGUAUAUCGACAAUGCUGAGGCCGUCGAUUUCGAUAAAAUGUAUAAAAGUUGUCAAUGGUUUUUCAGUAGAUCACAGGACAUGAAAAACAGUCUGUCCAGAAAAAUAUGGAACCCUGCUAAUUCAAAUAUUUACCGUGGAUAUUUCCCUGUUGGCGAAAACGAGCCGAGUCGGAAGGAAGGUUUUGAGUUCGCACGGGAUAUAACACCUGGUGAUCCGGAAGUUACGCCUGGGAACUGGUUUUAUGAACCAUCGGUGUGGCCGGAAGAAGACGGGACAUUCCCAUUCAAGACGUUCAUGCGUGAUCUUUAUGAAGUUAUGCAUGAGUUGUCGUUAGAAAUCCUACGUCUCACGGCAAUAGGUCUUGGUAUAGAUGAGUUUUCUUUCGAGGAACUUUUCACCAAGAGACCUUGCUCUACACUCCGUAUAAUGCACUAUCCGCCGUGGACAGGAAGUCCCCCGGAAAAUGCCCGGAUCGAGGAUGGAAAGGUGUUGACGACGCCUGCGCACACAGACUCUACCUUUCUCACUCUCCUAGCAACGUUUGGCUACAAAGGUCUUGAAAUCGUCACAGCCGACGGAAGAUGGGCGGAAGUUGAACCACGCACCGGAAGUCUUGUCAUGAAUAUUGGUGAUGUGUUUUCACGAAUGAUGGGUGGUCGAUUUAAGGCGACUCGUCACAGAGUUGUUGACAUUGGAGUCGACAGGUACUCACUUCCGUUUUUCCUGGAGCCUAAAUUCGAUGGAGAUAUUGGUGAAAACUUCAUGACCAAGGCGACAGGGGAAGGCAACACGCACGUGCCGGAACAAUAUGGACCUUACGUCAUUCAUACCAUGAAACAUGUGAAAAAAUAUUUCGAGUAUAGGACAUUGCCUGAAUUCUAGAUAAAUACCAAAACCCAAAUAGGAACUAAACUGUUUUACGGUAUAGAGAAGCAUUCAGGACCUAUGAACUCAUAACCUCACUCACAAAACAUAAACAGUGUUUAGCGGUUAUCUCCGUAUAAUUUUCACGCUUUCAUCAAAUAUUCAUGAAUAACAUCAAUAUCAUUAUCAUCGUUUAUAUCGGAUUUCGGCUUUUUGUUACCGCUCUCACAGAAUUAACCUGAUUUUGAAGAUUUUGCAAAUAAAGAUAAAGGUACAUGUAUAUAUCAUUAAAUUAAAGUGUUUAAAGAGUAGGAAUAUCCAUUGUCAAUGUUUGUAUGCUUAACUAACGUAAGUAAUUUUUUUUGGUGUUUUGUUUUUGUGCGAGACAUAGAAAUUUUACAGCAGAAUUCUUGCUUGAUUGAUCGGCUACAACACGAUGAUCCCAUCGAGGUAGUUUUUAGCCCUCUUUGGAGAUUAUUUGAUCUUAAACUUCUCGAUAUAUUCUAUUAGCUCAAACAAACCGGAAACUGUAAUAGGACACUAUUGGAUUCCAUAAAAAAUAGUACAAUUGUAUAUAUAAUCCUGAUAGAUAUUGUAUAUUACUUAUUUCAUCCGGAUGCCUAAAAUUUAUGAUUGAUGAACAACUGUGUAUUGUUAACUAUUAACCUUUCACGUGUUGCGGACUUUUGCGGAAAAGAAAAGGAGAGACAGCAUGGGCCCACAACAUAAGCUCCCGAGUUAAGUAAGGUUAUACAUUCGGAAAUAGUCGGUCGUUAUUGUACUAGUAUAUCCAUAUUCUAUAAUACGUUUGAUUAAGAACCAAUAAUGACAGAUGGAGUGAUGGAAGGGGAGGAACUCGAAUUGAAGAAAAUAUUUAGUGCUACUGCUGCAUCAACGUCAAUAAAGCCCUAACCUUCACCCCUGCCCCAAAAUAGAAUUAAAACUAAAAAAAAACCAUAGCAAAAACAAAACAAAAACAAACCAAAAAGAGUGCUCUUCAAGAAUAACAAAAAUCUUUAAAAUACUCUUAGCAGGAUAAGAAAUUGUCUGACGAAAUAUGAAAGAGAAAAGGACAAGGAACAGGAAACGAAGCAGCGAG